GGUAAUGAUGUGCGCGUGUUGAAUACAACAACCAGACAGUUCGCGUUCUGAGCAAGAAAAAAAUUUACCACGUUGCGCAGAUUGUAACAUACCACACCAUUUUCUGUCUGGCGCGCAUUUUUGUCAAUUUUCGUCGUUGUCGUUUUGAGUUUAUUUCACGGAAUCAGAGCGUUUGUUCAAAUCUUUAUGUACUCCGCUUUUACGCUGAUCAUGAGAACACAGAUUUUCUUUGAUCAUUUUGCUUUUUUAUGAUUUAUAUUUGCGAUGCUGCCUGUAUCAGAGUAGUUAUUGAGCUCGCAAUAAUUUUGCCGUCGUUAUACAUGCAGUUUAAAUGGACGUAUCCAUAAUCUUUACACAAUUAUCGACAGUACUUGCCGCUAUACUGGGCAUCCUUCGCUUUUACGUUGGAGCUUAUUAUGAUUCCAUUACGUGCUACGGCACCGGCGACUGUAUUAUUGGUCUUACACAAGGCGGUCACUCCGAUGACCAGCACAAAUGGAAUACAGAAUGCCAUGACGGGGAAGCGCUGAUCGCCAUAUUAGACGGUUCCUCAGAUUACCAGGGUUUCGGACAGAUAUGGUGUCGGUUUAUGUUCCCCAAGAAACCACCGACUUUUGGAAUAUAUCCGUAUUAUCCUUGGUGUCAUAUUCGAGAUAUCUCACUGAAAGAAUACUACUGCUACGAUAGGAUGUGGCCAGCGGACACGUACGACACGUUUGUAACCGCGGUAACAUCCUCGCAGUUUUAUCCAGGAGGCAUCAGUGUAUCAAACCAAUACAAAUGCUGUAGAACUCCUGAAGGCUACCAUCUGGAUUAUCGGCGAUGUGAAUAUAAAUAUACGCAUGACAAAUAUGGUGAGCACUACGAUUCGGCUUACUGGUUAGUCCAGUGCGACCGGCAUUACUUAUUAACCGGUCUCGGACAAGCCACAAAUCCAUGGACAAAUGCCGUGCAUUAUGUUUGGAUACAGUGCUGUCCUCUUGUGUACAACCCGUAUUUCCGCACACCGUACAUGGAUAUCCCGGUUCCCAACAAUCAGACUAGUACUAAUCAAACGCGCACAAAACGGGAGGAACUGUAAUACCGUGAUUACUGUGAAAUGUGGAGAAAAACUGCGAUGUGGAUUAUGUUAAUUGUUGAAAACGCAAUCCUGAGAAGAUCCCGCAUUCGGAAGCUUACUGCUUUCUAAAAAACUUGGAUAAGUUUUGGUUUAGAAUAGAGGGAAGAAAACAGACACGUCGGCAAACUGUACUGUAUCUUUUUCCGAACGCCUUUCAUGAAACUGUGAUAUUCUUGCUACUUUGGCAACGUUGUUCAUAAAACGAUCGGGAUGCUAUAAUAAAAUGCUUUCAGCUGAAUUAGUACUGCGGUAACUGAAAUCAAUAACGACUUUAAGUAGCUGAUUAAUUCGGCGCAAUGCCUCUGAAUCACUGCUCAUCUUGCAAGUAAAACUUGAUCCUUUCCUUUUUUCAGCAUUUCUUGUCAAAAACCGUUUAAGCUACCAUCGAAAAUAAAAUGCAAAAAGCGAA
Messenger RNA from Paramacrobiotus metropolitanus, 1529 nucleotides. RefSeq lists its product as uncharacterized. Lineage: Eukaryota; Metazoa; Tardigrada; Eutardigrada; Parachela; Macrobiotidae. The transcript has 10 exons. The record is from RefSeq and is a predicted model, not a curated record. The coding region runs from base 332 to 1081 and encodes 249 amino acids.